AUGCGCGGCGUGACGAGUCCCUCCUGCAGCGAGCCGCCGGUGGUGCCAUUCGAUGAUGACGACGACCCCAUCGAGGCCGCCGCUUCCGACAUGCUCCACUCGCGAUCGCGCCUUGCGGGAGUGGAGGUCCGCAGGCUCAGGAUGGAGGAGCGGAGAGUGGUGCUGGCAGAACCGCGGCCAGACGGGAUAUCGCCCACGGUGCCCAUUGCACCGCCGGCCAGCGACGACCCAUUUGAGCUCGGUGACUUCAUGGCCACUCCGGCACGCCGUGCUCCCGACCAGCCGAGCGGGGCCAAGGAGCCGCCGCCGCCGCCACCGCUGCCUCCCUACGGCGGGAUCGUCCGCGGGGACGACAGCCCGAUCAGUACGAGGCAGUGCCUGAGCCUCAUCAACCGCCAGCCGCGGCUGCGUCUAGUGCAGCUGCCGUCCUCCCCGCCGCUGCUGUGGUGCCCGACGCCACGCGCGGGCACCACGACCACCGAAGGCCUCUUUGCGCACGUGUUCAACCGCACGCGCUGCCGGACGUGUGGAGCGUUCCAGUUUUCCGACGUCCUCGUGCAGGAUCUCACCCCAGCGGAGCACCAGCGCGUGUGCAUGCAGCCCGGCGUGAGGAGCUUCACCACGAUCCGCAACCCAUUUGACCGUCUCAUCUCAGCCUUCAUCUGCAAGGUCGUGCUCGCGCAGGCGCCAGCCAAUUGUGGCGGCGGCGGGGACGCCAGCCUAAUGGUUCGGCGCGAGACACCCGGCAGGCGCGGCGCCAGGGUGGUGGAGGACGUCUCGUUUGAUCAGUUUGUCCGCACGAUUGUGCGGCGAGGAGCCAGCGCGCUGGAGGCCAACGUUCACUGGCGGAGCGCGAGUGCGCUCUGCGGCCCAGAGUCGAUGCCGUAUUCCCUCGUUGGCCGCGCGGAGUCCCUGGAGGAUGCCCUCGCCACCGUUGGCCGGUGGCUGGGCUGGCCGAGCCAGUGGGUGGAGGAGGCGAUGGUCCGCGAGUGGAGCAACCCCUGCGCCAAGGACGAGUUUUGCUCGGAGAGGUACCUGGCGCGCUUUGUCAAUGCGACGCGGCUGGAGACGAGGCAGCGCUUCUUCUCGGACCCACAGACGCGCGCGCUCGUGGAGGCGGCCUACGCCGCCGACCUGGCGCUCGGGGGGUACGACUUCUCGGACGGUGGAUGA
Emiliania huxleyi CCMP1516 is the source of this 1173-nucleotide messenger RNA. RefSeq lists its product as hypothetical. Gene Ontology annotation, molecular function: sulfotransferase activity. Lineage: Eukaryota; Haptophyta; Isochrysidales; Noelaerhabdaceae. Gene Ontology annotation, biological process: carbohydrate biosynthetic process. The coding region runs from base 1 to 1173 and encodes 390 amino acids. Gene Ontology annotation, cellular component: membrane. The transcript has 2 exons. The record is from RefSeq and is a predicted model, not a curated record.